Sinocyclocheilus anshuiensis is the source of this 1301-nucleotide messenger RNA. It is a transcript of the gene prtfdc1b, whose product is annotated as phosphoribosyl transferase domain containing 1b. NCBI's taxonomy places the organism in Eukaryota, Metazoa, Chordata, Actinopteri, Cypriniformes, Cyprinidae. The coding region runs from base 21 to 698 and encodes 225 amino acids. The transcript has 9 exons. Gene Ontology annotation, molecular function: magnesium ion binding; hypoxanthine phosphoribosyltransferase activity. Gene Ontology annotation, biological process: IMP salvage; hypoxanthine metabolic process; purine ribonucleoside salvage. The record is from RefSeq and is a predicted model, not a curated record. Gene Ontology annotation, cellular component: cytosol.
ACGAGCUGAAAGAAUCCAACAUGGCAGGACGGGAACGCAAGCAAACAGACUUGGAUAAAGGAAUUGUGAUCCCGGAUGACUGGCCCGGGUACCCGCUGGACCUGUUCAACUCUCCCGAGCAUUACUGCGAGGAUCUGGAGUGCGUCUACAUCCCACACGGAGUUAUCAUGGAUAGGACAGAGAGACUGGCCAGAAAUAUCAUGGAUGAUCUUGGAGAUCAUGACAUCGUGGUGCUGUGUGUGCUGAAGGGAGGUUAUCAGUUCUGCGCUGACCUGGUGGACUGCAUCAAAGUCCUGUGCCGACACUCCAACAAGACCCUUCCCAUGAGGGUGGACUUCAUCCGGCUCAAGAGCUACCUGAAUGACCAGUCAACUCAAGAUCUUCACAUAGAAGGAGCAGAGAACCUGUCUGUGCUGAGUGGAAAGAACGUCCUGAUUGUGGAGGCCAUCGUGGACACUGGAAAGACCAUGAAGACUCUGCUGGAUCACGUUGAAGCCUUCAGCCCUAAGAUGAUCAAAGUAGCUGGUUUGCUGGUGAAACGGGUGCCCAGUGGUACAGGAUAUCUGCCAGACUAUGUUGGAUUUGAGAUCCCCAAUCGUUUUGUGGUCGGCUAUGCCUUGGAUUACAACGAAUACUUCCGAGAUCUCAAUCACAUCUGUGUGAUCAGUGACAGAGGGAAACAGAAAUACAAGAUCUGAAGAAGAUGAUCUCACUCGUACAUGAGUAUCUGAAGGCUGACUGGAGGAUGGAAGGUGUCCGUGGAUCUCACACAAUGUGUUAUCAAACACAAGAUCUCCUGUUCUCCUCCUUGCCUUCGAAAUGGACUGGUUUCACUGGUUAGAAAUUAAGUACUGGGUUACAACUGACUGAAUACCGCAUGUACCCUAUGCAUAGAGAAGUAAGCAGAAAUAGCACACUAACAUACUACUCUCGCUGUAAUAUAUAUGUUAGCAUGCUAUUUAGUCAUUAAAGGGAUAGUUGAACAAAUGUUUCAUUGGUUUGGAAUGACAUGAGGGUGAGAAAAUGAUGACAGAAUUUCCAUUUUUGGGUGAACUGUCCCUUUAAGACUAAGUGCGUCUCAUUUUAACAAGUGGCCUGGCUGUCAUUACAAUGCAAAUAUGAAUUGUGUACCAUUCAAUAAUGGAAAGCUGUUUACUUAUACUGUUAAUUAUAAAUACUUCACUUUCAAUUAUUCACCAGCAGAAGCUAUAAUAUGUGAACUACAGCUUAAGAAAUUGUUGGCCAACUUUUGUGGAAGUUUACAAUUAUGUGAAUGUUUAUACAUUUUAUAACAUUUCCAU